AGGGUGAUCGGUAGGCACAGUGAUGACACGCUUGCCUUCCCCUAGGCUGCCGAUCACGUAGGUCUUCUCUGGGUACAUCGGUUUCCUCCCACCAUACGUAUCCCCUCCAUCUUGGUCGAUAGGAGUGAUACAUAUAAGUUUACAUAUCUUAGUUCACAAUUGCUGUAACUUAAAUCAUGUUAACACUGUCGCCUUAAAUGGUCAGUGAAUACAGUGAAGACCUGUCGUGGAUGACCCCUAGUUACCGAUAAUAGGCUGAUUAGGAGGUAGUAAAGGAAGGUCAUCGUAUACAAUAUGUAAUGAUUAACAUACCUAGAAAAAGUGUUGUCGUGACAUAUCUAUAUCACCUGGAAGUAACGUAAUGGACGAGAAAAGUAAAUUACUGAACAACAAUGAAACUCAACUAAUCCCUGUACAUAAAGGGUAUGGAGCGAGACACACCUUUACAAUUUUGUCUUUUAUCGGUUAUUUUAACUUGUAUUCACUUCGAUACAAUCUUAGUGUCGCUAUGGUUGCCAUGGCAAACCACACUGACAGCGUCCCGAAUCCAAACGUAUCCUAUUCCGGAGAGUGUCCAGAUCCGGGUAAUAACACCACGAUCGAUCAAGCAGCUGGCAAGGCUGUCGAGUUUGACUGGGACGAGGCGACCCAAGGAAUGAUAUUGAGCUCAUUUUUCUAUGGGUACGUCGCCACACAGAUUCCAGGAGGGAUGUUAUCAGAAAGAUAUGGAGGGAAGCACCUUUUUGGAUGCAGCAUAUUGAUCAUGUCUAUACUGACCUUACUAACUCCAGUGGUUGCUAAGAUCGGUACAUGGGCGCUUAUCAUCACCAGGGUGAUAGAGGGGCUUGUAUCGGGUAUAACAUUUCCCGCCAUAGCUGCUAUGCAGGGGAAAUGGUCACCAGAAAUGGAAAGAACUUUACUCAUUGUUAUAGCUAGUUCUGGAGCGUCGCUAGGAAAUGUUAUCGUCUUACCGAUAUCAGGCUUUCUCUGUGAUUCACACUUCCUUGAUGGAUGGCCGGCUAGUUUUUAUAUCUUUGGUGGCAUCGGUUGUUUAUGGUUUGUGUUUUGGCAUUUUCUGAUUUACGAAUCGCCUGCCAGUCAUCCACGAAUUUCACUGAGAGAGAGAAACUAUAUUGAGAGUACAGCUGGACAGAGAGAACUGAAGAAUUAUCCUACCCCUUGGAAAAGUAUUCUGACUUCAUCAGCCAUAUGGGCUAUCAUGAUAACAGUGUUUUGCCAGUCAUGGGGUGCCUAUGUUACAACCACAGUAUUACCAACUUACAUGAAUAAAAUACAAAAAUUUGAUAUCACGCAGGAUGGGUUGUUGCUGGCCAUUCCAAACCUAGUGAUAGUGUUAACAAACGUAGUUGGUAGUUGGCUGGCAGACAUCUUGCGACGUCGCAAAAUCCUCUCCACGAUUGCUGUGCGGAAAUUGUUUUCAACUAUCAGUCUACUUCCGGCUGCGUUGUGCCUUCCUUUUAUUCCAUUGGCUGGAUGUGAUCACGUGAUAAUUGUCACUCUGAUCGUUGUUGGAAAUGGUAUGCUUGGAUUUUGUGGAGCCGGAUUUUGGGUGAACUUCAUGGAUAUCGGCUUCAAUUUCUCUGGUGUAACAAUGGGAUUGAUAAAUUUUUCCUCGAAUAUAGCCGGAGUUAUAUCCCCUUAUUUUGUUGGAGUUCUUACAAACAACAAUGAAACUAUGAACCAAUGGCGGACUGUUUUCUAUGUAUCUAUGGGGUUCUAUGUGGCAGGGACUUUAGUUUUCCUCCUGUUUGCAAAAGGUACUGAGGAAGAUUGGAAUAAACUACCAUGUGAGAAGGGCGAAAUCAAUGUACAAACCCCUGGUACAAUGGCCAGUGAUGACAUAUGCGAGAGGGAAUCUUGUCAUUAAAUAUUUUUAAAAAACG
Molecule: messenger RNA, 1904 nt
Organism: Pecten maximus
Lineage: Eukaryota; Metazoa; Mollusca; Bivalvia; Pectinida; Pectinidae
Product: sialin-like
Exons: 11
Coding region: 362-1888 (508 amino acids)
Biological process (GO): monoatomic anion transport; transmembrane transport
Molecular function (GO): transmembrane transporter activity
Source: RefSeq, a predicted model, not a curated record